This is a messenger RNA of Microthlaspi erraticum, 2592 nucleotides long. NCBI's taxonomy places the organism in Eukaryota, Viridiplantae, Streptophyta, Magnoliopsida, Brassicales, Brassicaceae. The record is from the annotation of a GenBank genome assembly.
AUGGUUUGUUUGGCAUCCGUGUAUGGAGCGUGGACUAUCAGAGACAGAAAAUGGUAUUUUGAGGUUGAUAAAACGAGAGGAGGUAGAAUGUUCUACCUGCAGGAUGAUUGUAAACAUGAAGAGCUGGUUGAAAUGGUUGUGAACGACUACAUGUUGCAAGUUAAUGGCGAGCUGCUGGAGUUGUCAUAUCCAUUACCAGCUGCUAUGAUGGAGAAAUUGCCAACGGAUUCACCUCCUAUGUAUGUGACGAACGACAGACAAGUUGGGAGCUUGGUGGAGUUAUGUAAGGAGCAUGUGGUCCGUCUUUGCGUCUCGACCCGCGUUGGUAUGGGAAGGAACUACAACGAACCAAUACAUGAGUGUGUCCAAGAAGAAAAGUCUGAAGAGGUGGAUAAAGAACACGUGGAAGAAGAAUUCGGUGAUGAAGGCUGGGAUGAUAACGAGUCUGAUGAUGUAAACUGGAAUGACAAAGCAUGGGAUGUAAAUUCAGAAGAUGAAUCUGAUGAUACUCAUGACAAUGAUAGUGCUGAUGAUGUCGACAACCCCGACGAUAUCGAUGCAGAUUAUAGUAAGUAUGGCAAGGUGAAAGAUGAGGAAGAGGGUGAAGAGAGUUUGUCUUUCCGUGAAAGGCUCCGUAGAGGUGUUUGGAAUGGUGGAAAUGGAGGGUUCACAGGCACUUGGUGUGACACUAUUCUGGUAAAUCACAGCUAUGCCUCUAAAGAAGCCCUUCUUUCUGAGUUGCGACUGACGGCUGUGAUGGCAAGAUUCGCAUUUAAAGUCUACAAGUCCACUACGGAUUUGUUUGUGGCAAAAUGUGUUGUCAAUGGAUGUGCAUGGAAGUUGAGAGCAGCUGUGAAGAAUGAACCGGAUUGCUUCUGGGUUACCAAAUUCGAUGAGGAUCAUGUUUGGCUGAAUCUUACCUAUACAACGUCAUACCGGGCUCUCAAAUUCGCUCAAGUAUUUGUCAGGGGAACUCCAGAAGAUGGAUAUGCUAACCUUCCUUCCUACCUUAGAAGACUGAAGCAAGCAAACCCUGGCACUAUAACACACCUGCUCUGUGAUGAAGAAGAUCGCUUCAAGUACUGUUUUGUGGCGUUAGCGGCUUCAACAGCGGGAUUUCAGUACUUGAAGAGGGUUAUUGUGGUUGAUGGAACACACCUUACUGGGAAAUACGGAGGCACAUUACUCGUGGCAUGUGGACAAGAUGCAAACUUUCAAGUAUUUCCUCUAGCAUAUGGUGUUGUUGAUGCGGAGACUAAUGAGUCUUGGGGAUGGUUUUUUGAUAAAUUACAGACUUGUUUCUCACCACAUCCGAUGGUCAUUGUUUCAGACAGAGCAUUGUCCAUUGAAAAUGCUUGUGUGAAUGUGCUUCCAUGGGUCACUAGAGGAAUAUGCUACUACCAUCUUCAGCAAAAUAUUAUCAAGACAUAUGGUGGUAAGGAGCUUAUGUAUCUGGUUAAAGGAGCUGCUUAUGCCCACACUCUAGCUGAAUAUAAUCGGUGCAUGGACUCACUAAGAGCUGCGCACCCAGACCUCGCAGCAUACAUGGAGUUGGCCGACCCUAAGCUUUGGUCUAGAGUACAUUUUCCCGGUGAUAGGUACAACAUCAAGACGAGCAACAUUGCUGAAUCUAUCAACUCGGCUAUUAAAAAGGCAAAGGGUUUUCCCAUACCCUCUCUACUCCAGUUUAUUAGAGAGAUGUUAGGGCGGUGGUUCUACAAAAGGCGUGAAGAUGCUUUAAGUCUGCAGACACCAUACAGCAAGGGAGUUGAGUAUAUACUGGCCAUCCGUGAACAUUACGCUCAGUCAAUGGAUGUUCAGCGGAUAGAUGCAACUAGUUUCCAUGUUGCUUCUGGACGUUCGCACUUCGUAGUUGAUCUAGAACAGGGUAAAUGUGAGUGUGGAGUGUUCCAAGUCGAGAAAAUGCCCUGUACACAUGUCCUUGCAGCGCUUGCCUCAGCUGGUGUGCACGUCUCACACCAUACAUGUGACACAUACUCGCAGGAAUGCUUGUAUGCGACCUACGCCCAUCCUAUAUAUCCUGAGGAGGAAAUUGACAACCACAAGAAGAAGAGCGAGCGGUGCCGACCUCCAAAACCGAAGGAUGGGCCUGGUCGUAAGAAGAAAUCAAGAUGGCAGUCGUGGCUGGAAAUUUCUAGGAAGUCUAAGGAAGAAAGGCAAGAGUCGAAGGAAGAAGCCCAAAGUUUACAGCUGCUCCAAAUGCAAGCAACCAGGACAUACGCGCCCGUAUUGUGUCCAAGCCUGCUGAGAAAUAAUCUCGGCGGUCUACGAGAGGUCUUCGGAGGUCUACGAGGCGUUCACGGAACUUCUGGAGGUCUACGAGGCUUUAACGGAACUUCACUGGAGGUUUACGAGGUCUACGACGUUAUCUCGCGAUCUACUUAUACAUUCGUGGAGGUCUACGAGAUGUUCACUGGCGGUCUAAUAUUGCUUUCGUACUAUUUUCAUUAUUAUUGUUUAAUACUAAGUGAUGAUUUCCUUGUUCUCGGGCUCGUAAUACUAAAGACGGAUUUCAUUUCAUUGCUUACUGCGAGUCCGAAUAGAUACAUCCGAAAUAGUUACGCAAAAUAG